Molecule: messenger RNA, 305 nt
Organism: Ogataea philodendri
Lineage: Eukaryota; Fungi; Ascomycota; Pichiomycetes; Pichiales; Pichiaceae
Exons: 1
Molecular function (GO): protein binding
Source: RefSeq, a predicted model, not a curated record
AACUGGUCUAGAGCCGCUCAAGCCAUUGACCAAUUACUUGAAGGCCAAGGUGGCAAUGCCUCUGCCAAAGCUUUGAUCAUGAAAGCCACCGCUUUACUUAAAAUGGAUCGCCACGAAGAUGCCAUUGACACCUUAAAGCAAGCCUCCAACUCGAACCCAUCGCAAGAGGAUCAAAGUGCCAUUGAACUGUUGAUCAAGACCAUCUCGUCUCAUGUCGUUCAGAAUAUGAACACCACCAAUUCCAGAGAUUUAGGAGAUGGCCAAUCUCGUGAUCUUACCUCCACUUUGCUCUCAGGGUUAAUGAG